Diachasmimorpha longicaudata is the source of this 1712-nucleotide messenger RNA. RefSeq names its product cytochrome P450 4C1-like. Lineage: Eukaryota; Metazoa; Arthropoda; Insecta; Hymenoptera; Braconidae. The record is from RefSeq and is a predicted model, not a curated record. The transcript has 10 exons. Bases 88 to 1653 code for a protein of 521 amino acids. Gene Ontology annotation, molecular function: oxidoreductase activity, acting on paired donors, with incorporation or reduction of molecular oxygen; iron ion binding; monooxygenase activity.
GUCGACGCGACAGUUUCCGAAUAAACCCAAAACCGAGCAGUCGACAAUGAAAAAAUUUCGUUAUUCUAGCUCCUUUGGGAAAUAAAAAUGUGGAUGUUUAUUUAUGGGGUCUUUCGGAAUGAUAUAAUGAUGGAGAGUAUUCCCAUAGUCGGAUACCUAGCUCUAGGUACAGCAGGACUUGCAACUUUAUUAUGGUGGGCAAUUAUCAAGAGUUGGUGCAUUCAUCAGCUUGAACUUUUAAAAUUUGCCAGAAGCCUUCCGGGUCCUUCAACGCUUCCGUUAUUGGGAAACGCUCUUCAGUUCGCAGUCCAUCCUGACGAAACCUUCGACCGAGUGGUUGAGAUUAUGCGAGCAAAUAAACCCACAUUUCGAUUUUGGCUGGGGCCAAAACUCGUUGUUAUUUUAACAGAACCUCAGGAUUAUCAAAUAAUAUUCAGUAGUUCAAAGGCAUCAUACAAAGACCCUGUGUACAGAAUGAUGGAGCCAGCGGUGGGUCAAGGUCUUGUCAGUGCCUCAGGACCAGCACACAGGAGUCACAGAAAAAUCAUCAUGCCAAUGGUCAACGGAAAAUCAUUGACGACGUACUUGAAGUAUUUUAAUAUUCACAGCCACUACUGCAGGCAACUGUUGGGAGCUCGAAUUGAAUAUGGAGAAUUUGAUGUUCUUCCUUUCAUGACUAAUUGCACAACUGAUAUGAUGUUCGAAACAAUCUUCGGGAUUUCCGGUACUGCGCAAAAAGGGGGAUACAAGCAGUUUGUACACUAUUCCGAUCGAAUCUACGAAUUUAUUCAUCUACGAAUGUUUAAAAUCUGGCUCCAUCCCGAUUUCAUAUUUGAAACUACGAAAAUGGGAAAGGAACAAAAGGCGGGGUUGAAGAUAAUUCAUAACGUUGUUGAUCAGACUAUUUGGAGAAAAAAAAAGGAACACUUCGCUCUGACAAGAGGAGCAAUAAAAUCGGACAGGCCCAGAGUAAUGUUGUUGGAACAGAUGAUCGAUCACGCGGUGAAGAAUAAUUCGAUGGAUGACUUGGAACUCCGGUAUCAAAUCUACACCAUUUACAUUGCCGCUCAGGAUACGAUAGCAGUCAUCGCAUCGUUUACAUUACUGAUGUUGGCAAUGCAUCCGGAAGUGCAGAAGAAGGUUCGAGAAGAAGUUGAGGAGAUACUUGGGGAGAGUGAGGAUGUCCAGGAGGAACACCUUUCGAGUUUGGGGUAUUUGGAAAUGGUCAUCAGAGAAACACUGAGGCUGUUUCCCAUUGCUCCAUUGAUGGUGCGAAAAACUACUGGACGCAUUCAGCUUGAGGGUUGCAUACUGCCUGAAGAUUGCUCGAUUGUCCUCGGAGCCUUUAUGACCCACAGAAACAAAAAAUACUGGAAUGAACCCGAGAAAUUCGAUCCAGAUCGAUUUCGCCCUGAAAAUAUUAAGCGGAGACAUUCAUAUGCCUAUAUUCCCUUCAGUGGAGGCCCUCGGGGUUGUCUCGGGCAGAAAUUUGCCAUCAUUUGCCUCAAGACACUAAUCACCAACUUGAUUAGAAGCUACUGUUUUGAGACGAGUGAAAAAAUGGAGAACAUCAAACUGAAAAUGGAUAUUUCUAUUCGAUCGCGCAAGGGAUAUCCCAUGAAAAUAACUAAGUUGUGGCGAAAAAAGGAAUGAAUAUAUCAUUGGAACAAAAUUGCACGAAAUCCACAUGAAUAAAUUAAAUUGAAGUAAAA